Pimephales promelas (fathead minnow) is the source of this 2004-nucleotide messenger RNA. RefSeq names its product clarin 1 (gene clrn1). The record is from RefSeq and is a predicted model, not a curated record. Lineage: Eukaryota; Metazoa; Chordata; Actinopteri; Cypriniformes; Leuciscidae. Gene Ontology annotation, biological process: equilibrioception; sensory perception of sound.
GACGGAGUGCAGUGAACGCGCUUGGCGUAACACUAUCCAGAGAAGACAUUGGGAUACAACUUUACUCUCUCAACGUGUGUAUUUGAGCAUUUCAGGUCACUUUAUAGCAUUCAUGUUUUAGACUUGAGGGGAAAUCGACAACCGCACAAUGUCUUUCCCCAUACUGCAUUACGGGAAUAUUGACGUGUGGACAUCCAUUGAUUAAGGCUGUGCUCGUCGCCGAGUCAAAACACGAUGCCUAGCCGUCAAAAGAAAAUCAUAUUCUCUAUCGGAGGGGUGCUCUGCUUUGGCUGUGUUCUGGUCGUGGCAGCUGCGAUGGGGACUCAGUUUUGGGUUCAAGCGGCUGUUCUGUGUCAGACGGGCGCACAGAUCGUGAACGCGUCGGGAGCAGAGCUGGAGAAAUUCAUCGGGAGCGCGACCUACGGGCUUUUCCACGGGAAGGGGAUGAAACAGUGUGGUCUGGGAGACAGACGCUUUUAUUUCUCUUUCUUUCCUGACCUGAUGGACGUGGUUCCAGCCAGUCUACAUGUGAGCGUCAUCUUCUUCUGCGCAGUGCUCAUCGUCUUCUCCUCUGUGUCCUGUGGGUUCUUCUUCUUCAAUGCCUUUGGAAGCCCAUAUGAGACGCUGCAUGGACCCCAGGGCCUUUACCUCUGGAACAUGAUAACCUGUUUCUGUGGCUGCUUGGUCCUUAUUCUGUUCUCCUCUGAGGUCAAGCUGCAUCACCUGACCGAGAUCAUCUUCAACUUCAACGAGGUGAGCUUCGUCUACAAGACCCAAAGCGAGAGGUACGACAGAUCCUUCUGGCUCAUCUUCCUCGCCUUCCUCACGCACGGUCUCAACAUCUUGCUCAUCCGCCUUGCUGGGAUCCAGUUCCCCUUUCAGGAGGCCAAAGAGUCCGACGUUAGCACGGGAGCUGCGGAUCUCAUGUACUGACCAGCUCUUUUGUUCUACUUCUUCCCCUGCACACGUCAUCCAACCGCAGCGACUGCCACUUCUCAACAGGAGCCUUCAGAAAAGCAGCAUCCGGUUUGUUUACAGCUGACCAGGCAAGGCACAUCUGAGCCUCUCAAGCUAUUCAGACCAUGUGUGGCGGUGAACUUGGAGACGCUCGUGUGUCUGCGAGAGAGAAGGGUUCUUAUCUCGCAGCAGGGAGGUGGGAGCGAGAAACUCUCUCUUUCAUUCAUUCUGUCAAUCACUGAAACAAUUAACACUCACCAUUUCAAACGGCUGAUGAAAACACCCUGUAGUUUCCAGUCUAGCUGGGGACAUCACUGUGGAUCUUUCAUAGUCCGGUUGUUGUAGCACAAAGGGAUGCCACAAUUGGCAAUUCUACAGUGACUCCAAAAAGUAUUUUGACACUUAAGCCACACUUAAAUAUUUAUGAAUGUCUUUGCAUUAGAUAACAAAUUAAUCAAGCCAAGCAGCACAAAAAGAAGUUUGUUUAUAUACCCACUAAAAAUCUGCAAAAACGGCUUAGAAAUGUGAAGUUAGCUCUGAGCCGUGUUAGCUGAAACUGUUUAAAACAACAUUAUUUUCAUUACUUGAAAGAAAAUAAACCUGAAAUAUUUUAAGUCAUGAAUCAAACUAAACGUAAAACCUAAACCUGAAUAAAAAACCCUCAUAAACAAACAACAAAGUUACUAAAACUAAAACAGAAAACAUUCAAAUGAAGUGUCAUUUGAAAAUAUGUAACAAAGUAUAUCAAGGAUACUAAAAUAACACUGGCUUUAAGAUGAGAUCUAGAAUCAUUCAUGUACAGUUGACAUGGCCCUGAUCUGCGGCUGUACCACAAACACAUGGGCACUAUUUAUAUUUCAAAUUCAGAAGCUAUGCAGCAUUUUUUAUUAAAAUAAAAGUUUUGUCAGCGUUGUACACUUUUACAAACUUCAAUGCACGUUUAAACACAAUUCAAACAACGUAGGCCUGUAAUUCUAUGCAUUACUUUUAUAUAUAUUAAGUUUCUCAAGCAAGUGGUCAAAUAUUUAACCAUGUAUUUAUAUUAAA